CUGUCUCCCCCCCCCCUCUCAACAGGGGGUAUAAAUGAGCAUGCGUGCAUUUUGAAUCAUCACAUCACCUUCCACGAUUGAAUCAAUCGCAUCGUUGAAUUUGUUACAAAAACACUCUCAAUCAAACAACAAUGGCUAAUUUCAAAAUUGCUUUCCUUCUCUUCGCUUUGAUGUUUGUGGCUGUCACUAUGGCCAAGAAAUCCCGCGGCUAUGGCUACGGAGGAUACGGUGGCUACGGACACGGUUACGGAAGCUAUGGUGGCUAUGGACACGGUUACGGGAGCUAUGGUGGCUAUGGACACGGUUACGGGAGCUACGGUGGCUACGGACACAGCCACGGAAACAGCUACGGAAGCUACGGACACUCUGGCAACCACUACGGCAGCUCCUACUAAAAACACCUGUAAUCUGUGUGGCUCUCGCAAUGAAAUAAUGUAAUAUCUUUAUCUUACGUGUGGUAAACUGAUGUACUUUACUUCAUUCGUGGCCAGAAUAUUCUAAUAAUUUAAUAAAAAACUUAAAAUCAA
Daphnia pulicaria is the source of this 527-nucleotide messenger RNA. RefSeq names its product neuropeptide-like protein 31. The record is from RefSeq and is a predicted model, not a curated record. Bases 132 to 395 code for a protein of 87 amino acids. Lineage: Eukaryota; Metazoa; Arthropoda; Branchiopoda; Diplostraca; Daphniidae. The transcript has 3 exons.